Schistosoma bovis is the source of this 4275-nucleotide messenger RNA. The record is from the annotation of a GenBank genome assembly. NCBI's taxonomy places the organism in Eukaryota, Metazoa, Platyhelminthes, Trematoda, Strigeidida, Schistosomatidae.
CCUCACUGUUCGAAUGAGAAAACAAUGCUUGCUUUAUUUAAUUGGAUUAUUGUUUUAAUAGUCAUUCUUAUUUAUGUUUUGGGCGAGUACAUAUCACUAGUAAAUGGGUUUAACAUCGAUUUAAAAUCUCCACUCCUCAAAACUGGACCAGAUGGUUCUAGUUUUGGUUUUUCCUUAUUGGGAUAUACUCACUUUUCAGGACAGAAAGGGGUGGUCAUAGGAUCUCCAACAGAGGGAAACAACGGUGGACUGUUUUGGUGUCCACUUUUGAGGAGCACGUGUAGUCGAAUCGAUAUUGAUCUGGAAAAAGAGACUCAUAUGCAACCUGGACUAAAUGGAGCACUUUUAGGAUAUUCAAUGUCUUCAGCUUUUAACAACAGCCGGGGACCGAUUACUGUUUGUGCACCUCGUCUUUCAUGGUCAUCAGCAGCAUCUGUUUAUUUACCUGGUGGUUGCUUUGAAUUUAAUGAACGUUUAGAAGAGCCUCAAUUAAAUCCUGCACCAAGUGCAAUUUGUUUAAAUGUUAAAGAUUCUGAUAAAUCAAUUGAUCUGAGAUAUUGUACAUUUGGUGCAUCAGUUAAUCAACAUCCUAAUAGGCCAAAACAAUUAUUUAUGGGUGGUCCACAUUUUUAUUUUGAGAAAGGCGUUGGGGCUUCAGUGAAUACAAACACCUUUGAGCGAGUAAUAACCUCAGUUGAAAAUAUUCCUUCAAAUACACUUCUGGGUUCAUCUCUUGACACUACCGAUCGAUUGUAUGCACCAUUACCGGGAUUAAAAUCACAUGAAUUGUAUGUGGCUUAUGGUGGUCCAGGUGUACCAAGUAGUGCUGUAAAUGGUUUCACUGAUAAAACGAAAUUUGGCACUGGAAUCGUAUUAAUAUUUCAAAGUAAUAAACAAAAUGGUAGAAAUAAUAUCAAACCAUUAAUGAGAAUAGAAGGACAAAGUUUUGGCAGUCGAUUUGGUCAUUCACUUAUAUUUCUCGAUAUUAAUGGAGAUGGUUGGGAUGAUCUAAUUGUCGGUGCACCCUAUCAAUAUUCCAAUACGACUGUCGGUGGACAUAGAAGACACGGAGCAGUGUUUAUAUUUUUAAAUAGACAGUCAUAUUUCUAUACACCAGUGGAUGAAGUCAGUGGCGUGGAGUUGUUUAGUUACAAUUAUCCUGAAACUUUUCAAAUAAUUACACCUCCAUCUCAUAAUUGUGGUAAUUCACAUAUUCCUGGAUUUGGAGCGACAAUUACAAAACUUGGUGAUAUUAAUCACGAUGGUUUUCAAGACUUUGCUGUCGGUGCUCCUUAUGAAGACAACGGUGGUGCAGUUUACAUAUAUCAUGGAAGUAAAUCUGGAAAACUACAAAAACCAACACAAAUAAUCUGUGCAAAUGAUUUGCAAAGUCCAAGACCAUUAGAAGGAUUCGGAUUUUCACUUGGAUUGAAUGGUGCCGACUUAGAUGAAAAUGGUUAUCCGGAUAUGGCGAUUGGAGCAGCUUUGUCUAGCUCUGUUGCAGUGUUACGAGCUAGACCUGUAGUCAAGCUAAGAGCAUAUUUAACAUUAAUAGAUGGUAGUACUACUCUGCCUAGUUCAUUAAAUUCAUUAGUGGAUUGUACUCAUGAAGCUCAAUCAAUUACUGGAUAUAAAGCUCCGUCGGCUAAAUGUAUUGAUAUGAAAUUAAUUCUCACAUACACCAGUGUUGAUGGCAUAUCUUGUAGUCCACAUAAAACGUAUCCAGUAUCAAUUUUAUUGAAAUACAAUCCAACCAAUGAAUGGAUUUCAGAAGGUUGGGAUCAAAAUUCACAAAAUCAUCCACCAAAUUACGAAAGUAAAUGCACCUAUAAUCAAUAUUCAACUAUAAUUUCCAAAAAUAUUAUGAAAGAAUUUUAUAAAAAUUAUACUUUAUCACCAAUUGUCUUUAUACGAGAGAAAAGUUUAUCAAAUAGUGAAAUGAUUGUUAAAGAUUAUUUUAAACGUAAUGAAUCUGCUUAUCUGACGGGUUAUGAUAGUCCUGGUGGAUAUUUACAAUUAGAAGGUAAUGCUUUUUGUCGUGAUCUACACAAAAUAAAAGAGAAUAUACCAUUCAAUCAAGAUGAAUUGAAUUUAGCUAGUACAUUACGAAUAAUAUUUCGAGAUACAUAUUUGAUUGAUCAAACUGAUCGUUUAAAAAUUGGUGUCAAAUGGAUUGCUAAAAUGACUGAACCAUAUCCAUUAGCUGAUCAAAUUGACGAGUAUCCUGUAGCUGAUCCACGUGCAAAUACUGAACUACUUCAGAUAUCUUUUGAUAAUCCCUGUGCAGUUCGACAAUGUUGCCCAACCGUAAGAGUUAGUUAUAAUGUGAAAGUAACCAGAGAUAAAAAUGGACCUGUUGUUUAUGUGGGUGAUGAUAAUAAUCAAACAAUUGAAUUAUCCGUUCGUGUAACAAAUAUUGGCAAUGAUUUAGUUUAUGCUACUGGAUUAGUCAGUAAUUUUCUACCAAAUUUAUUGGAACUUGAUUCAACUCUUAAAGAAGCCAGUUUAAUUCAACCGGAUACAGCAAUCUGUCAUCUUCAAUAUCCAUUGGCUUCUGGUGAAUCAAGUGAAUGUAUGAUACGAUGGCUUGUAAUCGGACAUCAGUUAACUGUACAAAUGGCUAAAUUUCAUGUAAAUAGUACUGUAUUAAUAAGUUCUAAUAAUCCCAUACAAGUUGAAGGACAAUUAACUAAUGAAUUACAAGUAAAUAUUAAAAUGAUUGUCAAUGUUUCAGUAUUUGGAACAACUGAACCGAAUACAAUUUACUUUAGCGGAAAUGUUAGUGACGGGAUUAGUUCAAUGUCAGCAGAAAAUCAAAUUGGUGAUGUUAGAAUUGUUGGAAAAUUUACUGUACGAAAUUUACGUAAACAUAGUUUAAUACCAGCAUCACGUCUGAUCAUCGAUUGGCCUUUUGAAUUCGCUGGGCUCAUCAAUGAACCACAUGGAAAAUAUCUUCUCUACUUGCUUGAAAACCCUUAUGUAAUUCAACAUGCGCUUCCAAUUCCUGGUCAAACAGUAGAAAAUGAAACUAGUGUUGUUUGUGAUUCUAAGGCAUUACAGAAAGUUGUUAAUCCACAUAAUUUCCGAAUAUUUUCUAGAUUAAGAAAAUCAAAUGAUGGUGUACCAGUACGAACUGCGUCAAUUAAUAUCCCUUCAGACAACCCUUCUCCUUAUCCCCCAUUAUCAGACAAAAUGAUCUUGGAGCCAGUUCCUGAUCGUUUAGCAGAUUCAAAGAAAUUAGUUGAUCGAAAAAUGACUACAAUCAGUUGUUACAAUGGACGUAUACGAUGUGUACCAAUUAUUUGUGAUUUAGGCAAGUUAUCCUAUAAAGCUGGACCAAUUACACUUGAAUUUAUCGCUAGACUCUGGGAAAAUACAAUGCGAGAAGACUUUUUAAAAGUAUUUUUAACUAAACUCCAUCUGACUGCAACAUGGAAAGCUGAUGUUAAAUAUGGCAUUGACCUUGGUGGUUCUGAUUAUGCACAAGAUACAUGUUUUAAAGAAUUUAGUUACUAUAAGCUGACAAGUUGUAUAUCCGGUAUUAUAAACCAUGAAAUGAUUGAAGUUCAUAUAUUUAAUAACUUAGAGCAGAAACCAAUCCCUCCAAAAUAUAUGGCAUUAUACAUAGGAUUAGCUGUAUUUGGAGGUUUACUAUUGUUAUCUAUUCUAGUUAUUAUACUUUAUAAAGCCGGUUUCUUUAAACGUAAACGUUUCAUGCGAAGACGAACAAAAGUACCGCCUACAGAACCAACCCAAAGACUUGGUCAAUACACUUCAACCGAACCAAAGCAAAGACAGCCGUUGACUUCACCAAUUCAAACAACCUAUCAUGACAAUAGAAAAGUCACUUCAAGACGAACAAAUUAUCAUCCAGUGCCUAACACACAGGAACCAGCCUAUCGUAGGACACCUUAUUCACCUUCAUCUGACUUUCCUAUUCCACAUAAAUAGUAGAUACUACAUACACUGAUUAUUAUAGAUAUAGAUUUUUUUAUUUUCUAACUUAACAAUUGUCCUUUACGGGUAAUUCAGAAGACUAUCAAUAAUCACAACGAUAUAUAUAUAUUUCUCGACUGCUGCUCCGAAAAUAUACACCACAACUACAAAAUGUCCAAAUCCUAUCAUUUUACUCAGAAUACUUUUCUAUUUGCUGACAAUGUUUUCUAUUACCAAUCUUUUUGUUACUCAAUAUGCCAAUUAUCAAAUCAACGAAAUAAUUGCCAACUUUUUAUGAGAUGCUUUCUAUAUUACCUAUAUAUAUAUAUAUAUAUAUAU